This is a messenger RNA of Dracunculus medinensis (Guinea worm), 1260 nucleotides long. Lineage: Eukaryota; Metazoa; Nematoda; Chromadorea; Rhabditida; Dracunculidae. The record is from the annotation of a GenBank genome assembly.
AUGACAGCAUUCAUGGAUGGUCGGCGCAAUGUUCGCAAUGAUCGGAUGGUUUAUAUAUCAAAUAUUCCAUACGAUGUUCGCUGGAUGGAAUUAAAGGAUCUUAUUCGCGAAAAAGCUGGAGAAGUGAAUUUUGUCGAGAUCCUCGAAGAUCGAAAUGGGAAAUCUAAAGGUUCAGCAGUUGUAGAAUUUCGUGAGAAAGAGUCUGUUGAACGUUGUGUGGAGGCUCUUCAUCGCUUUGUUAUGAACGAUCGCAUGUUAACAGCUAAAGAAAUUCGGGAUCCCGUUGCUUUUUUCCGAAAGGUUAAAGAUGAUACCGGUAUUGACUUUUUAAAUGGUUUGCACGGUGCACCCGUUGAUACACGUGCACGGCGUGAUGAAUCUUUCGAAACAUAUGGCUUAAGUCCAGCUUUUCUGCAUCAGCUGAAUAUAGAUGGUUCUUUGACCAAUCGAGUUUUUGUUUCCAAUCUGCCGUACAACUUGCAAAGUGGUCGAUUGUAUGACAUAUUCUCUUUAGCUGGAAAAGUGACAUGGGUCGACUUGCAUUUGGAUAAAGAGGGUCACAGCAAGGGAAUGGCUGUGGUGCAAUAUAGUCAUCCCAUCGAAGCUGUGCAGGCUAUUUCAAUGCUAAAUAAUCAGCGCGUAUUUGACAGAUUAAUGAAUGUCAAGAUGGACAGAUUUGAUCCAGUUGAUGAAAAACGAGAGGGUGACCUUCCUAUUGGUCUUCGUAGUAUUGGAAUGGGACUUGGUGCCAACGGUGCACCACUUGGUGAUGUAUCUUCAAUUAUCUCUUCGCUAAGCUCUUCAAGCGGUGCGGUUGAUCAUUCCAGUACGCAUUAUGUCUCUGGUCAAUCGGGAUAUCAAACUGCGUCGUCACCAGCUUUUCAGUCAGCUGGUAUCGCAUCAGCAUUACCGUUUGCAUCAAGUAAUUAUACUUCCACUGCGUCUCCAUUUGCUGCAGCGAGUAAUGCUACUUUUGGAUCUGGAUCAUUCGGAGGUUACGGUGGAGGGUACAGUGGUCAUCGUUCAAUUAUCAUUAAAAAUAUUGGUGGAUUAGUUAGUGGUGUAUUACCACUGGAUUACACAUGGCAAAUUGUGCGUGACCGAGUGCAGCAAUUCGGUCCUGUUGAUCAUGCAGAAAUGAUAGCACCGGGUUGUGCAAAAGUCUCAUUUGCUAGUUCAUCUGAUGCUGAACGUGCUCGCAAAGCUUUACAAAAUACUACUGUUGAAGGACGUUUGAUUGGUGUUGAAUUUCUUGCUUGA